UUGUGGCGGCCGCUUGUUCCGCGUUCCUGGUCUCCUAGCAACGCGGCCCUCUAGCCCUGCCGCGGCGCUUGGGAAACCCCGCCGGCUCCGGCCUUGUCUUUCAGCUGUCGGUGCGGACGCUCUGAAGCGGGCUGAUCGCGCGAUAGGUGUAUGUUUAACAUAUACAUAUAUAAUCAAUUGCGGCCUUGAAGAGACAUUUGGUUGGACGUUCCUCUCCGUGACACGAGCUCUAUAGGGUUAAUCCAUCGAGUAAGGCUUGCCUAGAGUGACCCUGAGCAAUGGCAUCCAGCGGAGUGGGAAAUGGCUAAAGUAUGAAAACUCUUUCCGGCUGGGGGCGGGGAAGGCAUUCCUGUUUUUGAAUUUCUUGGUUAGCAGCUCUGAUUCUCACGGGAGGCAAGACCAAGCCCCCAAUUCACUUUGCAAGGGGAAAGAGGUGUGAAGAGGAAAACCUUUCUCUGAAUAUAUCAAUACCUGCUUAUUCAAACCUGGAAUAAUUUAUAGCAUCAUUGAAACGACUCAGGCCUAAUACUUCCCACAUGCAUGAGGCAAAAGAGGGAGGUCAGCUGUGAAGAAGAUAGUGAGCUUUGCCACAAGGCCAGUGCCGUGCCAGAAUUGAUCAAAUGGCUGCCGAACGAGCAACAUUGGCCAAAAUGGGCAUCCCGUGCCAAAGUGUGCAGCAGCAUAUAAAAAUGGAGGAUGGCAACAAAGAAGACGGGGGGCUGAAAGCACACCACAUUGUCCCGGCCAGGAGUCUGACGAACCUCUUGGGGUGGGCGGAUCCAGAACAGAGGAAGCAGGAUCCCGACGAGGAGCUGCCCCAGUGCUGGGACCACCUGAAGCUGGUCCAAUCUCCGCUCCUGGGAUGGUCGAAUCCCCAACAGCCGAAUGAAUUCAUGCUGAGGCAACAGGAGGCCAUGAUCCGCGAGCAGCAGGUGCCAGUUCUAUUUGAAGACAUGGAUGUCCACUCUCUGGAGGCUGAACAAGUCUUGCUGGAUCGGCAACAGCAGCUCCUCAGGGAGGCCCAGGCAGGGCUGGAGAGGGAGGCUACCUCAUUCGUUGUUGGCUCCAUCACACCGAUACACAACUUCCACAAAAUGAGCCGCCGGGGCACCAAUUGGUCCCAUGGUGAAGUGCUGGACCUGCUGGAGAUUUGGGGGGAGCAAAGGAUCCAGCAAGUUCUGCAGAGCAGCCACCGGAACAUUGACACCUUCCAGGUCAUUGCCAAUGAGAUGGCCAAGAAGGGGCACGAGAGGACCCCCCAGGAGUGCCGAACCAAAACCAAAACACUGCGGCGGGACUACAAGAAGGUCAAGGAAAACAACUUAGCGGGGAAAGAACCCAUGACCUGCCCUUUCUACGAUGAGCUGGACCGUAUUUUUGAGACGCCUCCGCCACCACCUCCUGAGAGGAUGCCGAAUUUCAUCUAUCAAGAAGAGGCUGGAGGGGACAACUCCACUCUAGAUGCCCCAGAGAAGGAGGGACCCCCUGAAGAGUCCGAGGAUCAUUUCGAGACCCAGGACCAGUGCGAUCCCUCUUCUUCGUUGUCCCUUGAACCUGUCGAUCCAGUGGAUUCUGGUGCUGCUGUGUUCAAAGUAGAAAAUGCCAUUCAGGAGCCAGUCGUCAUUCCUCAGCCAGUCGUUGAAGUGGAUCCUCUGCCUGUCCCCAUGUCCCCUGCUCCCCAAAGUCUCCCUGGCAGCCCUGCCACCACCAGCUCCAUAGCAGAGGUCCACGUGAGCCCUUCCCCGAGUCCUGUGCCGGGGCCUACAGGCCACUCAGCCGCCGAGCGCCUCGUCCACCUCAGAAACCGGCACAAGAAGACCCGGAGCGACAUGGCCCUGGACCUGGCAACGGCGGCCGACCGGCGGAUGGAGAUGGCCACCGAGAAGAUCUUUUGGGCCCUCGAAGAUUAUGCCCGCGCAGACCUGGAGGACCGCGAAAGGCACCGGGCGGGAACGGAACGGAUCAUCAGCAUCAUGAACCGCCAGACUGAACUUUUGGAGCUCCUUGUGCGGCAUCAGCCCUCUGCUCCCGUGGCGGGGCCCCCAGCGUCCAUGCGGCACAGGUGGCCCCCACGUCCAACGGGCCUCUCUUCCUCCCGCCUUGGGUUCAGCCGGCGGGCGCUGAUUGCCAGGAUACGGAACAGAAGGAGGCCUCAAAACCACAAUCCUUGAAUAUUGCUUGCGUGUUGAUAAGUUACGGUUAGAAAAGUUGCAUCUUUUUUUUAAAAAAAAAUCCAGUUUAGAGGAGGCCUUAAGUAGAUUCUGAAUUCUCCCACAUACAGUCUUUCUCCCAGUGAGCGAGGGAAACCAUAGUUUCUUGCUUUUCUUUUGUGUUAAACAAAAAUAAACUCAAUUUUGGUCAUGUCUCAGCAUUGCAGUUUCUAAAAAACAAUUUCAGAAGACUUUCAGUUAACCAGCACCUAUAUAAACAGAGUUUCUUGUUGCUAGAGAGUUACUGCUAAAAAUAGGCCUAACACAUAUUAUCCCCAUGCUAUACAUACAAUAAAUUCUGUAUUGAUUUGAUAUUAAUAUUGAAGCACUACAAUUACAAAGCAAAUUAAGAUUAAUAAAGACAAUUUUAUCUUAAUGUUAAACAGUUUUAUUAUAAUAAAACGUCUUUUGAAUUUUUAUUGAAA
This is a messenger RNA of Anolis carolinensis (green anole), 2635 nucleotides long. RefSeq lists its product as uncharacterized. The record is from RefSeq and is a predicted model, not a curated record. NCBI's taxonomy places the organism in Eukaryota, Metazoa, Chordata, Lepidosauria, Squamata, Anolidae. The transcript is spliced from 7 exons. The coding region runs from base 621 to 2171 and encodes 516 amino acids.